This is a messenger RNA of Hirsutella rhossiliensis, 1491 nucleotides long. RefSeq names its product integrase core domain-containing protein. Gene Ontology annotation, molecular function: nucleic acid binding. Bases 1 to 1491 code for a protein of 496 amino acids. The record is from RefSeq and is a predicted model, not a curated record. Gene Ontology annotation, biological process: DNA integration. Lineage: Eukaryota; Fungi; Ascomycota; Sordariomycetes; Hypocreales; Ophiocordycipitaceae. The transcript is spliced from 7 exons.
AUGUCACGAGAAGAGCUCUCAGCGGCUGCCGCGCCGGUGCUACCCAGCGAAGUGCGAGUUUCGGUACAAGAGGUCAAAUACCUUGGGUUCAUCGUCAACGCAGGGAAAGGAAUCGCCUGCGACCCCGAAAAGCAGCGCGCCAUCCGCGAAUGGGAGGCCCCGACCACGGUGAAGGGUGUCAGAAGCUUUCUGGGCUUCGCCAACUAUUACCGGAUCUUCAUCCCCGACUAUGCCAAGAUCACGCAGUCUCUGGAUGCCCUGCUUAAGAAAGGAACUGCCUUUCAUUGGGGACGAGCGGAGAACGAGGCGUUUCAGGAGCUGAAGCGACGAUUUUGCGAGUCACCGGUGCUCAACAGCCCAGAUGGACGUCGACACGCAUGCGCCUUCUUCUCGAAGCGACUUUCGCCAGCGGAGUACAACUAUCCCAUUCACGACAAGGAGAUGCUUGCCAUCAUGAGAUGUCUCGACAACUGGAACGCCGAACUUAGGAGCUGCGGCCCAUUUACAAUCCUUACCGAUCACCGCAACCUGAAGGCAUCCACCCUGCCGAAGAUGAAGGUCUUCGAGGUAGCGGACCUGCAGCAACUCUGGGACGAAACGGUGGCGAAGGACUCGAUAUUCCGGGCAGCCUAUAAGGCAGUCCGCGAUCGCGAGCGUGCCUUCCCGCCCUCGCUGGGCCUGAAGAUCCAGAUUUCAGAAUGUGCGAUCGACGCAGGCAAAAGGCUGACAUUCAGAGACCGUAUUUGGGUGCCGGGUGGAUCCGGAGAGGAGGGUAACCAGGAGGAAGCUGAGAAAGACCAGUUGAGAACCCGCAUUGUGCAGCAGUCGCAUGACUCUGUUGCGACCGGUCAUCCCGGCAGGAAGUCCCAGCUGGUUCGCCGGUACGUAGCCAAUUGCGACACCUGCGGCAGAGCACACAUCUGGCGCCAGUCGGAAAGGGGGAUUCUCAAGCCUCUGCCGAUUCCAGAUCGACCCCGAAGCCAUUUGUCCAUGGACUUCAUCACAGAUCUGCCGCCUACUGGACUGAGCAAGGCAAGGUACCUGUGGGUGAUUGUGGACAGACUGACAAAGGCUGUGACCCUCGAGUGUCAUUACCGAUUUCACGGAAUGCCACGGUCCAUCGUCAGCGACCGCGGGAGCAACUGGCUAAGUAGGUUCUGGAAGAGGUUCUGCCGUCUUGCAGGUGUCACGCAGAAAUUGAGCACGGCCUAUCAUCCUCAGACGGACGGAGGGCCAGAGAGAAUGAACCAGGAGAUCGAGGCGUACUUGAGAGCCUACGUAUCCUACGUACAGGACGAUUGGGGUGACCUUCUCCCCGCCGCGCAACUGGCACUCAACAACCGUGAAUCCGCAGCGACCAAGAUCAGCCCCUUUUCGCUGAGCAUGGUUACCACGUCGAUCCCAUCAGCGUCGAGGAAUCGGAAGAGCCACCGAGGCAUAGAGAGGAAAGCAGAGCUGAUAGCCUACCAGUCGCCUGCAGGAGGUCAAUGA